Molecule: messenger RNA, 3192 nt
Organism: Pipistrellus nathusii (Nathusius's pipistrelle)
Lineage: Eukaryota; Metazoa; Chordata; Mammalia; Chiroptera; Vespertilionidae
Source: the annotation of a GenBank genome assembly
AUGAGAAAUUCUGAAGAACAACCAAGUGGAGGAACCACGGUGUUGCAGCGUCUGCUACAAGAGCAGCUUCGCUAUGGCAAUCCUAAUGAGAAUCGCAACCUGCUUGCCAUACACCAGCAAGCCACAGGGACUGUCCCUCCUUUCCCCAGUGGCAGUGGAAACCCAGGUCCUCAGAAUGAUGUGUUGAGUCCCCAAGACCAUCACCAACAGCUUGUGGCCCAUGCUGCUAGACAAGAACCCCAAGGGCAGGAAAUUCAGUCAGAAAAUAUCAUCAUGGAGAAGCAACUUUCCCCUCGAAUGCAGAAUAAUGAAGAACUCCCAACCUAUGAAGAAGCCAAGGUCCAGUCCCAGUACUUUCGGGGCCAACAGCAUGCCAGUGUUGGAGCUGCCUUCUAUGUCACUGGAGUCACCAACCAGAAGAUGAGGACGGAGGGACGACCAUCAGUUCAGCGUCUCAAUCCUGGGAAGAUGCACCAGGAUGAAGGACUCAGAGACCUUAAGCAAGGACAUGUCCGCUCUUUGAGUGAACGACUAAUGCAGAUGUCACUGGCCACUAGUGGAGUUAAGGCCCAUCCGCCUGUUACCAGCGCUCCACUCUCUCCACCACAACCCAAUGACCUCUACAAGAAUCCCACAAGUUCCAGUGAAUUCUACAAGGCCCAAGGGCCUCCCGGCCAGCAUACUCUGAAGGGCAUGGAACACCGAGGCCCCCCACCAGAGUAUCCCUUCAAGGGCAUGCCACCCCAGUCUGUAGUGUGCAAGCCCCAAGAACCAGGGCACUUCUAUAGUGAGCAUCGUCUGAACCAGCCAGGGAGAACAGAGGGGCAACUGAUGAGGUAUCAGCAUCCCCCUGAGUAUGGAGCAGCCAGGCCAACACAAGACAUCUCAUUGCCUUUGUCGGCCAGGAACUCUCAACUUCACAGCCCUACUUCUUCCCUCACGUCUGGGGGUUCCUUGUCCUUGCUGCAGUCUCCACCAUCCACUAGAUUAUCUCCUGCUCAACAUCCAUUGGUCCCAAACCAAGGAGACCACUUGGCUCACCUACCUAGGCAGCAGCAACAUUUCCUUCCUAAUCAGACUCACCAGAGUGAUCUUUACCGUCUCACCCAGCCGGGCCUGAGUCAGCAGCAGCAGCAGCAACACCAUCACCACCAUCACCAGCAGCAGCAGCCACAGCUUGGAGAAGCAUAUUCAACUAUGCCUAGAGCUCAGCAGUCUUCUGCUUCUUAUCAGCCAAUGCCGGCAGACCCUUUUGCCAUUGUUUCCAGAGCCCAGCAGAUGGUUGAGAUCCUCUCAGAGGAGAACCGGAACUUGCGGCAGGAGUUGGAAGGAUGCUAUGAGAAGGUGGCAAGACUGCAGAAGGUGGAGACAGAAAUCCAACGUGUCUCAGAGGCAUAUGAGAACCUUGUGAAGUCAUCCUCUAAGAGAGAAGCCUUGGAGAAAGCCAUGAGAAACAAGCUUGAAGGGGAGAUUCGAAGGAUGCAUGACUUUAAUAGGGAUCUGAGAGAGCGUCUGGAGACUGCCAACAAACAGCUUGCGGAGAAAGAAUAUGAGGGGACAGAGGAUACCAGAAAAACCAUCUCUCAGCUCUUUGCAAAAAAUAAGGAGAGCCUGCGGGAGAAGGAGAAGCUGGAAGCUGAGCUGGCCACUGCCCGAUCUGCCAAUGAGGACCAAAGAAGACACAUCGAAAUCCGAGACCAGGCCCUGAGCAACGCCCAGGCCAAGGUGGUAAAGCUGGAAGAAGAGCUUAAAAAGAAGCAGGUGUACGUAGAUAAGGUGGAGAAGAUGCAGCAGGCCCUUGUACAGCUCCAGGCAGCAUGUGAAAAGCGUGAGCAGCUGGAACACCGUCUCCGGACACGGCUGGAGAGAGAACUGGAAUCCCUCAGAAUUCAGCAGCGCCAGGGCAACUCUCAGCCCACCAAUGUUUCGGAAUACAAUGCUGCUGCACUGAUGGAGCUACUUCGUGAAAAGGAGGAAAGGAUCCUGGCCCUGGAAGCUGAUAUGACUAAGUGGGAACAAAAGUACUUAGAGGAGAAUGUGAUGAGACAUUUUGCUCUGGAUGCUGCUGCAACUGUAGCUGCUCAGAGGGAUACAACAGUCAUCAGCCACUCUCCUAACACUAGCUAUGACACAGCUCUUGAAGCUCGCAUCCAGAAGGAGGAGGAAGAAAUCUUGAUGGCCAACAAGCGUUGCCUUGAUAUGGAGGGCAGGAUUAAGACCCUCCAUGCCCAGAUUAUUGAGAAGGAUGCCAUGAUCAAAGUACUCCAGCAGCGUUCCCGGAAGGAGCCUAGUAAGACAGAGCAGCUGUCAUCCAUGCGGCCAGCAAAGUCUCUGAUGUCCAUUUCCAAUGCUGGAUCGGGUUUGCUCUCCCACUCUUCCACCCUGACUGGCACCCCCAUCAUGGAAGAGAAGAGGGAUGAUAAGAGCUGGAAAGGGAGCCUAGGCAUUCUCCUGGGUGGAGACUACCGUGCAGAAUCUGUCUCUUCUACACCCUCACCAGUGCCGCCCUCGACUCCCCUGCUCUCAGCUCACUCUAAGACGGGAAGCCGAGACUGCAGCACCCAAACAGAACGGGGAACUGAAGCAAACAAAACUGCAGCUGUUACUCCAAUCUCUAUUCCUGCUACAGUUGCUGCCGCCAUCACUGCCAAUGCUGCCACCAACACCACCACCAUGGUAGCUGCUGCUCCAGUGGCUGUUGCUGCUAUUGCUACUCCAUCUCCAGCAACUGCUACUGCUGUUCAUGCUGCUGCUGUUCCUCCAGCUGCUGCUGUUCAGAUUCCAACUGCUGCCUCUGCUGUUUCUGCAUCUAUUGUUGCUCCUGCUUCUGCUGCUGCUGCUGUUCAGGUUGCUCCAGCCACUCCAGCUCCGGUUCCAGCUCGGGCUCCAACUCCGGUUCCAGCUCCAGCAGCAGCUCAGGCUUCUGCUCCAGCUCUGACUCAGAUACCGACUCCAUCUCCAGUUGCAGCUGCUAUUCCAACUCCAGCUCCAACUCCAUCUUUGGCUCAGGCUGAGGCUCCUACAACUCCAGUCACUGUUUCUGGACCACGGCGCUUGUCUAUACCUAAUUUGGCCUGUAAUCCAGACAAGACAGAUGGUCCCGUUUUCCACUCCAGUACUCUGGAAAGAAAAGCUGCUGCUCAGAUCCUGGGACCAGAGCCUGAUGCAGAAAUGGUGGAAUAUCUCAUCUAA